GAAUAGAGGCCCAGUUCAAAAGGUAAUAGCCAGCCACACCACAACCUCAGAAGACAUAAGUCACAACCUCAUCUUCAUCAUCAUCAACAUCAGCCCUCGACCUCACCCACUGUAACUACCCAAACACAAAAAUGGCGCUUAACCUGACCAACACCUUUCUCCAAGGAACCCCCUGUCUUCCAUCACUCCCACCCAAGAAAGUUUCUGGGGUGUCAAAUUAUCGGGCGGUGGUGACGUGCAGGAAGAAGGACUUACACCCGCAGUUCUAUGAGGACGCGAAGGUGUACUGCAAUGGUGAGCAGGUGAUGACGACGGGUGGUACCCAGAAGGAGUACGUGGUGGAUGUGUGGUCGGGGAACCACCCCUUCUACCUUGGCAGCCGCUCAGCCUCGCUCCUCGACGACGACCAGGUCGAGAAGUUCAGAAAGAAGUUCGGUGAGCUCACGGAGAUUAUGGAGAUCCCUGUCCUCAAGGGUGAGAUUAUUCUUCCGCCUAAACGCAAAUCAGGUGCAAAAGGAAAGAAGAAGUAGAGGCUCAUAUUCCUGGACCCAUCUAGGUAACUAGAGAUUUUGAAAACAGAAAAAUAAAAAAAGAGUUGGGGUUGUUUUUGGUUUAGUGCAUUGUUGCUUGAUUUGUCAACACGUGAUUAUCUGAGCUGUAUGGAAUGUCGACUAUGUAUUUGUUAAUAUGUCUCAGUUCACCAAGAUAGAAUUUGAAACUUAAUUUCUACUUGAAAGUUACCAUUCUUUGUUCAA
This is a messenger RNA of Humulus lupulus (European hop), 755 nucleotides long. RefSeq names its product large ribosomal subunit protein bL31c. The transcript has 2 exons. Bases 132 to 530 code for a protein of 132 amino acids. Gene Ontology annotation, biological process: translation. Gene Ontology annotation, cellular component: ribosome. Gene Ontology annotation, molecular function: structural constituent of ribosome. The record is from RefSeq and is a predicted model, not a curated record. NCBI's taxonomy places the organism in Eukaryota, Viridiplantae, Streptophyta, Magnoliopsida, Rosales, Cannabaceae.